CACUUGAAAUAAAGAUAAAUAAAUAAAAUUUUACUGAUAACAAAACUUUCACCAAAUUAAUUAGCAAAUUAUAUUUCUUAAAAAUAAUGUCUUCUAGUCAUAAAAUAAAAUUGGAAGUUUGUGUGGAUUCUAUAGCAUCGGCUAUAGCUGCUGCUGAGGGUGGUGCUGCACGUAUAGAGCUUUGCUCAGCUUUAAGUGAAGGAGGCCUGACACCUUCUGUGGGUAUUUUAAAGGCUCUUAAAGAUUUACCUCUAUCCAUACCUAUAUUUUGUAUGCUAAGACCUAGAAGAGGUCAUGAUUUUGUUUAUACCGAACUCGAAAUGUCUGCCAUUUUACAUGACAUGGACUUACUGCUGGCCGAAGGAGCAGAUGGUUUUGUCUUUGGUGCUCUUAACUCUGGCAGAGAAAUUAAUAUAGAACAGUGUCAACAGGUGGUGGAAAAGGCUAAAGGUUUACCGCUUACCUUUCACCGGGCUUUUGAUGUCACCAAUCCCGAGAAAAUGCAUGAGAAUGUGGAGUUAAUUAUAGAUAUGGGUUUUAAACGCAUACUAUCCAGUGGUUUUAGGCAAACGGCCGAAGAGGGAUUAGAUUAUUUGUGUCAAUUAAUAGCUAAACAUCAUAAGGAUAUAACAAUUAUGCCAGGUGCGGGUGUAAAUGUAACAAAUUUAGAAGAAAUUUUAACCACCAGCAAAUGUACUGAAUUUCAUGCCUCCGCCAAAGCGGCAGCAGACAAUACUGAGGAGAGUAAUAAUGUUAAUAAAAUGGAAUGUGAGGUAUCUAUGGGUAAGGCUGAUGUACUACCCUAUGAUAUUUGUGAUAAAAAUGUUGUACGUAAAAUGGUCACAAUUGCCAAAGCAAUGGCAGCUAAAUAAAGCAAAAAAAUAUGGUUAA
Molecule: messenger RNA, 891 nt
Organism: Lucilia cuprina (Australian sheep blowfly)
Lineage: Eukaryota; Metazoa; Arthropoda; Insecta; Diptera; Calliphoridae
Product: copper homeostasis protein cutC homolog
Exons: 1
Coding region: 87-872 (261 amino acids)
Molecular function (GO): copper ion binding
Source: RefSeq, a predicted model, not a curated record